AUGGAUUUUGAUCUGAUGGUUCAAAAUAUGUGCGAUUAUGAAGCUGUAGGAGUGGUUUGCCGUGACCCUUUAUUGAAUCGAGAAUUUGUAUUUACACCAUGGACAGAUGUGAGAUCGAUGCCUCAUCGCGAGGGCUUGUAUGCUAUUGCCAUCGAGUUCUUAGAAGCUGGGGGAUAUUGUCAAAAAGACAUCGAAAAGGCGAUCAAAAAGGCAAAGGCCAACCGUAGGAAGCCAAGGAAAUUUUCCGGUAUACUAUGA
Messenger RNA from Lodderomyces margitis, 258 nucleotides. RefSeq lists its product as uncharacterized. The coding region runs from base 1 to 258 and encodes 85 amino acids. The transcript has a single exon. NCBI's taxonomy places the organism in Eukaryota, Fungi, Ascomycota, Pichiomycetes, Serinales, Debaryomycetaceae. The record is from RefSeq and is a predicted model, not a curated record.